Messenger RNA from Branchiostoma belcheri (Belcher's lancelet), 1326 nucleotides. RefSeq names its product arginine-hydroxylase NDUFAF5, mitochondrial-like. Gene Ontology annotation, molecular function: S-adenosylmethionine-dependent methyltransferase activity. Lineage: Eukaryota; Metazoa; Chordata; Leptocardii; Amphioxiformes; Branchiostomatidae. Gene Ontology annotation, cellular component: mitochondrion. The record is from RefSeq and is a predicted model, not a curated record. Gene Ontology annotation, biological process: mitochondrial respiratory chain complex I assembly. The transcript is spliced from 10 exons.
AUAUGGCUGCGCCCAGGUGAUCGGACGAGGUUUUCUUGUUUUCUCGCCGAUUUUGACACAUAUAAACUUUAUAGCAAACGUUUAUCCAUAUAAUAUUCAAGACUAGAACGAUGGGGACAUUGUGCCGGCCCAGGAAUGUUUUACAGAUGAUAUACAGGAUACGGUGUCGCCAAGGACGGUUUGGUCAGGCGGAAGGGGGAGGGGCGGGAGUUUUGAAGCAGUGUAUCUCAGGACGGAGUUAUGGCACAACGGCACAGCCGGGAACUAGGACUUACCUCACAUCGGGGCUGAUGCGGAAUAAAACUCAUGAACGGAGGACUGCUGUUCGGUUGAUGCACGCCGUGAGACAGGGCGAAACUCUCAUGAAUGUUUUCGACAGAAAAACCAAACGGAAACAGAAGAACUGGGCGGCCAGCCGACCGGAUCACCAAGACUUCGACUAUUUGAGGGACGAGGUUGCCUAUAGAAUUGCUGACAGAGUGUGUGACGUGAGUAGAAAAUUCCCUGUUGCCCUUGACCUUGGCUGUGGAAAAGGUUACAUCAGCAAGUAUCUGAAUAAGGUGGGGUGAUUGGAAUUUUACAGAUGUUUGUGCUGAACUUAAUUUACAAGACAUGACAUCAUUUAUAACUCUCAGUCAAAAAAUCAACCUUCAGAAGUGCCAACCUUGACGUUCCAGGCAGAUGAGGAGUUUCUUCCGUGUAGAGACAAUAGUCUGGACCUGGUGGUCAGCAGUCUGAGCUUACACUGGGUCAACGACCUGCCAGGCUGUCUGCGACAGGUGUGGAGUGCCCUGAAGCCUGACGGUUGCUUUAUUGGUGUCAUGUUUGGAGGAGACACACUGUUUGAACUCAGAUGUUCCCUACAACUGGCUGAGACAGAGAGAGAAGGGGGCUUUGCUCCACAUGUCUCCCCGUUCACAGACGUACGAGACCUGGGGAACCUGUUAACUCGGGCGGGCUACACCAUGCUGACUAUGGACACGGAUGAGCUGACAGUGAACUUCCCCUCCAUGUAUGAACUCAUGGCCGACCUGCAGGGCAUGGGAGAGAGCAAUGCAUCAUGGGCCAGGAAACCCAUUCUCCAUAGAGACACCAUGCUGGCUGCUGCUGCCGUGUAUAAAGAUAUGUAUGGAAAUGAAGAUGGCACUGUUCCAGCAACCUUCCAGCUGCUCUACAUGAUUGGUUGGAAGCCCCACAAGUCACAGCCCAAACCAGCCAAGAGAGGGUCAGCAACAGCAUCCUUUGGUGACCUCAGCAGUGCCCCUUCCCAGUCAGGACAGAAUAAACCAACUUAAUUAAAACUCUCAACUGAGAGGAUUAUAGCAA